Messenger RNA from Aegilops tauschii subsp. strangulata, 4095 nucleotides. RefSeq names its product disease resistance protein RGA5. The record is from RefSeq and is a predicted model, not a curated record. Gene Ontology annotation, biological process: defense response to other organism. Lineage: Eukaryota; Viridiplantae; Streptophyta; Magnoliopsida; Poales; Poaceae. Gene Ontology annotation, molecular function: ADP binding.
UUGACUCGCUCCAGUCCAGUCGUCGGUGCGCCACCCACAAAUCACUAGUAGUACUAUCCUAGGCCAGCCGCCAGGAACGGCUGCCUCCUCAACCACCCGUUACUCCUAGUCCAUCUCCACACACGUUCAUCCAGCUCCGGCGCAGCCACCCACCCUGUCCCUGCCACCUCUCCAGCUACACCUCGGCUCGCCCGUUCGACCUCUCUGCAGCGGCCGUCGCUGGGGUCGAGAUGUCCGCCGUGAGCGUGACGAUUGGGGUGAUGAGGCCCCUCCUCGGCAAGCUCGCGGAGCUGGCUGGCGGCGAGUACAACAAGCUCAAGGGGGUGAAGAAGCAGGCGUCCUUCCUCGAGAAGGAGCUCAGCGCGAUGAACUUCGCACUUGAGAAGAUGGAGCUCAUGGAUGAGCUCGAUCCGGUGGCUAGGGACUGGAGAGACCAUGUCCGGGAGAUGUCCUAUGACAUGGAUAAUUGCAUCGACGACUUCGUGCGUCAGUUUGGAGGUGGUCAUGCCAAGGUAGGCUUCAUCAAGAAGACCGCCCGACGUCUGAAGAUGUUGGGAGAACGCCAUCGGAUUUCUGACCGGAUGGAAGAGCUCAAGGCUCUUGCGCUAGAGGCAAAUGAACGACGCCUCAGGUACAAGAUUGAUGAAUGCAAUCCUAACUCUAGCUCUGUGACUAUUGAUCCUCGGAUGUCAACGAUAUAUGUGGAGGAAGCUGGCCUUGUGGGCAUUGAAGGCCCAAGUGAGGAGCUUCUCAAUUUGUUGACAGAUACUGAGGAGAAGCUCAAAGUGGUGUCCAUUUUGGGAUUCGGAGGAUUGGGUAAAACUACACUAGCCAAACAGGUGUACGAUGAGAUCAGAGGGAAGUUUGAAUGUACAGCAUUUGUUUCGGUAUCCCAAAGACCUAACAUGACAGGGCUUCUCUAUCGUAUACAACUAAAACUUGGGAUGAAUCGGUCUUCUCGGGUAUAUGAGGUGCAAGACAUCAUUGAAGACCUUAGGCAAUAUCUCACACACAAAAGGUACCUUAUUGUAGUUGACGACUUGUGGGACCAGUCAGCAUGGAACACUAUCAGUCGCGCCUUUCCAGAAAAUGCUAAUGGGUGUAGAGUAAUAGUAACCACACGAGUGGAAGGCGUGGCUUAUGGAGCAUGUUAUGGUCACCCUGAGUGCAUUUAUGGAAUGAAGCCCCUUGGCGAGAAAGACUCAAAAAAGUUGUUUCUCCAUAGAGUAUAUGGGUGUGAAGAGGACCAUCCAUCCCAAUUGGAAGACAUUUCAACUGAAAUUCUUAAGAAGUGUGGUGGGCUCCCACUUGCAAUUAUUACUAUUGCUAGCCUAUUAGCUAGUCAUCCUGAAGAGUUAAGGGAUGAGUGGAAGAGCAUCAGGAAUUCGCUUGGAACCCAGUUUGCGGCAAAUCCCACGCUGGAAGGGAUGAAGAAUAUAUUAAACCUUAGCUACAUCCAUCUUCCCCUUCAUCUCCGGGCAUGUUUCCUUCACCUUGGUAUAUAUCCAGAAGACCGCGAGAUCGAGAGGGAUGAUUUGGUUCGACAAUGGUCGGCCGAAGGACUUGUCAAUAAAUUGCAUGGGCAAGAUUCUGAGGUUGUUGCCAAGAGCUAUUUUAAUGACCUUAUCAAUAGAAGCUUGAUUCAGCCUGGGCGUACUGAGGAUGGCGAGUUGGUAUCAUGCAGAGUACAUGAUAUGAUGCUCGACUUGAUCUUAAGUAAGUGUGAAGAGCAUAAUUUUCUGAGAGUUGAAUGCAAUUCUGAAGACAUAGCACGAGACCAUGGCCGAAAAUAUAAGGUCCGUCGUAUAUCGAUGAAUUUCAGUAAUGAUGGUGCAACAGAUGGGAUAAUAUCAGGGAGCAAUCAUUCUAGCCUGUCACAAGUUCGAUCACUUGCUCUUUUCGGGGAAUCGAAGUACAUGCCCCCUCUUUUGCAUUUCAAGCAUCUUAGGGUGUUUUUCUUUAAAAGUUUUUGUGACAAAGCUAUUGAUCUCACUGUUGUUAGCCAAUUGUUCCAACUAAGGUAUUUAAAGGUUUCAUUUGAAGGAAACAUAAAACUCCCUACUAAAAUACAGGGCCUUGUGCAUUUGGAGACACUAGAAUUACAUUGCAAUGAGUUAGAAACCCCAUCGGAUAUAGCUCUCUCUAAAAGUUGGGGUGCCAAACCAAUUGAUCUCACUGCUAUUAGCCAAUUGUUCCAACUGAGGCAUUUAAAGAUUUCAUUUAGAGGAUUCUCACUUGAAAGGAAAAUUGAACUCCCUACUCAAUUGCAAGGGCUUGUGCAUCUGCGGACACUGGAAUUAGAUUGCUCCGGAGAGUUAGAAAUCCCAUCAGAUAUAGUUCACUUGCUCCGCUUAUCCCACUUGACAGUUCCAUUUGGGACCCAGCUGCCUAAAGGUAUUAAGAACAUGACAUCAUUGCACACUUUGGGUCGGUUCGACCUGGAUGAGAGCUCAUUGGAGGAUAUCGAGGGACUCGGUGAGCUGACCAAUCUAAGACGUCUGGGGCUCUCAGUGUCUUUUCCAGACCAUUUAAGGACUACAGCAUGGGUUGCUUUGGCUCAUUCUAUUGGGAUGUUGCAUGAUCUCAGACAUCUCUGUGUCAGUGGCGAUUCCUCUCAUACGAGUGACCUGUUGGGCUCAUUAUCAGAGCAUUCUCCUCAUAUCAAGGUACUUGAGCUGGGUGGUCUUAGGAUGCCUAGAGUUCCCAAAUGGAUUUGUGGUCUCCAAUGCCUCUGCCGGCUAGAGCUGAAUGUUGACACGUGCACUGACGAGUUGCACGCUCUUGGAGAGCUGCCCUCUCUCGUGCACCUCCGUUUACAUAUGUGGAGCAUCCCUAAAGAUAGCACUGUCAUUUUCUCUGCGGGAUCAUUUCCAGUUCUAGAGUUAUGUGAAUGUAAAUCAGAGUAUGAUGUUACUGCGUACCUGGCCUUUGGGGCAGGGGCUAUGCCCAAACUAAGUUGGCUUGAACUACAAUUCGACAAGAGUAACUGGGGCGGCUCUGCACCAGUUGGCUUGGAGCACCUGUUGAGCCUCAAUUCUGUCUUUGUAAUCAUCCGCGGCCCCGAAGAAGCGAAGGAGGAAGCAGAGUCUGCCUUCAGGAACUGUACGCAGCUGCAUCCAAACCGUCCUUGGUUUCACAUCUGCAGUAUACCACGAUAAAAACAUAUGGUCGUAUGACAUGACACCACUUCCUUUUUGUCGCCACUCAUGCGAUCUAAGAGGCUAAUUCGGCGCAAGACCGGCCAGAUUCGAGGCGGGAGGUUCCGGCGUGUGGCGGGGCGGUUGUGGUGCUGCAACCGCUGCGGCCAUUCUUGUGCUUCCGGCGGACGGGGAGGCGUCUCACAUCGCUGCCGGCUGUUGUGGCGGGCGCUGCAGGAGGACGGCGAGGACAAUAGUAAAUAGGACGGCGGCAGCUGCAGCGGCGCGGACGAGAACGACGAGAGUGGUUUGGAACUGGCCAAGCUUCACCGGGCUCGAUGACUCCAAGCAGGCCGUUCCUGAAGCUCCUCACUGUUGCAGGCAAGCCGAGGUGGAGGGAAGUUCUAUUCAGCAAAAGUCGUCACGACACAGUUCGUCAGAUUUUUUGGAGCCAGUUUUGGUUUUCCUUUUUGCUGUUGUAUAUCAUCACCAUUCUGCUACUCACAGUCUUAGACUACUAUCCAAUGAUGAACUAUAGUAUAACUUCACCAGAUUUUCCUCGGAAGUGGAUGGGAGAAAGCGAAAAGCUGGCUGCAAACAUGUUUGACAUGGCUUGUGAAAAUGUGCCCUUCGUCGUCUACAUCGAAUUCUUUGUAUGCCCAACAUGGAGAAGGCGAUGAAUGUUAGCAGGUCAAGACUCAAGACAGAGCUGCUCGUCUAGAACUCCAAAUGCACGUGACAUCUUUAGAUAACAUUGUAGAUGCAUGUAAGUGUUUUCAAAUUUGAAAUGAAACAAUAACAUUUGUCCGUCAGAUAUGGCGUGCUGCUCUUUGUAUGUCAUCUGCACUUUUACUUAUGAUUUGGUUAUAUGUUUUUUGCUCGACACCUUUUUAGUUUUAACCUAGUAGUUAGUUUAUGGUCGCGCAUUUGAAUCUGAUGUUGAUCUUUUAUGUGUUUU